Paramecium octaurelia is the source of this 2496-nucleotide messenger RNA. NCBI's taxonomy places the organism in Eukaryota, Ciliophora, Oligohymenophorea, Peniculida, Parameciidae. The record is from the annotation of a GenBank genome assembly.
AUGCGACGACCUUAUCCAAUUAUUGUUGUUCUCCUAUUGAGCUCGGCAUUAUCCGAAGAUACCGGCGAUGGUGACAUUCUCGAAUUCACAGCCACUCGACAUCACUUAUGCUAAGACAUUCAGAAUUGUAAAAACCGAUCAUCAUCAUCAUCUAGUUGAUAUCACAACCUCGGAACGAUAGUCAGUCUUAGAUUCCAUCUAUUCAGAUCGAAAGGAAGAACUCUCAAGUCAAGUAGAAAAAUGGAUUAAUAACAGCUACGUAAUAUCUUCCGAUGAAUAUUUCAUCGAUCUCCAAUAUUACACUCUUCCCUGGUUGAUCCUUGCUAUUGCAACUAUAUGUUUAUCAAUCCUAUACCUUUGGAUAACCAUCUUGCCAAGGUAAAAUGGUUGACGUAUCUCAUAGUUCGUUGAUCAAAUGGCUAAAGUCACAUGGAGAGGACGAAUUCAUUCUGAAUGCCAAACGAUUCCAUAAAUUUGGGAUUGCAAGUAUUGUUGUACUGAAUUUAAUCCUCAUCAUAGUGUCCAUCAUCGCAUUAGUAAUCAUCAUUCAAAUUUGUAGGCGUACUCAAGCAAAGCACUCGAUGGAUUGGAUUACUCAAGUUGCUAUAUGGCUUCAUCCUUCGACGAUUUGCUAGGACGGUAGGAUGAAGUCUUCACUGGAUACAGUAUUUUGUAGGCUGAUUUGAAUUCAUUGUCAAAUACCUUCGCUGAUUUUCAAACUGAAUUGAAAAAACUAUAUCAAAGUCGAGUGUCCCUCACUCUGCAAUCGCAAUAGCUAGAUGUCAUAGAAUUUAACGAUCAGUACAUUUCGAUAUCAUCAUAGACUGAAGAGAAACGAGCCCAAUUCCCCUCUUCCUAUUUUGAUAUCCUCGAAUGGAACCAAUACAGUAGCGGCUAAGGAAUCCUAUUUCUCGAAAAUGAAAAUCGUAUCCUUUUUGAAUUAUCCACAUAGAUCGAUUAUGUGUUAUCCACAAAGGAAGAUGACGAAUACCUCACCUAUCUUAAAUACUACGAUCUAAUCAAGGAGGAGGAAAACAGAAUGCAAUUGGCAAGCCAAGUGGACGAGGUCAAGGAAUAUUAUGGCAAUAUCUUUUAGAGAUUUGGGUCCUUGGAGAAUUCCUCACUAGCUCUCAGGGAUUCCAAACUCGCACUUCUAUUCAAUAAAGCCUAAUAAUAGCUAUAAUCCAUCGAUAACUCACUGCUCAACUAUGCUACUCUAUUCACUGAUUUCCAUCAAACUCUAGGUGAUGAUAUUAAUAAAUACGUUGAUUCGAUUAUUGGCUUAUUAAUAGUGUUAAUCAUAUUCACUUUCAUUCAAAUCAUUUUAUGGUUGGGUCAUUUGAUUAACAAAAAUCUCAAGAUUAAAAGGGUCAUCGAUAUCCUUUGGUUUCUGUGCAAUCUCAUACUGAUUGGAAUUUUAAUUGUUAAUAUCUUCUUGCAAUCCAACUCCUAUUUAUCCAAGGAAUUAUGCAUCUACUUUGAUGGCAUCAUAAACAAUGUAGAAUUCUACUAAAACCAGAAGAUCAUUCAAUUUUCAGAAGCCAAAACCGCACUGCAUUCUUGUCUGUAUGGCGAUGGAAACAUCUACAAUCAAUUAAACCUCAAUUCCAGGUUCAAGGAUAUCAGGACCUACAUUAAUAGCGAAAAUGGACUCCUUUAAGAAAUACAGCGACUAAACUCAAAUCAAGCCCUCUAUCUCCAGAAACUGAACAAUAACUCCCUGACCAUCACUUCAAUCCUAGAUGGCACCUUCAUUGAUCUAAACCAAAACGAGAGAGAUGGCUUGAAUAAGAUUAUUCAGGAUUUUAACUCCUACAAAGAUAAGGAGAAUUGUGCUGAACUCCAAUCCUCAUUAUGUACUGAUGGAUCCUACCCAAAAAGGAAUGGAAAUUUCAACGAUUCUCAAAUGUGUUGGCAUCCCUCAUAUCUGAUCACAAAAUACACUUCAUCCUGUUUGGAUCAGUAGGAUCUGUUCUAAAAAUUAAAAUUGCACUUCCAAUCUCAAGCUCAAGGCUGGAUUAGAACCUAAUUGUUGGAAUCUUAAUUUGUAUCUCAAAACUUAGAUUUAAACUUAAAACUAAAUCAAUACAUCAAAAAUCACACCACUUUUAUUGAGUUGCAACAAAAGACACUGUCCAAUCUAUACAGUUUGCUUAAGGGUGCUAAUUGCACAUUCAUGAAGGUAAUUGUAUUGUCACUUCAAUGUAGGAUGACUUGAAUAAGAUGUUGGAUGGCAUGUGUGUAGUCUACUCGUACUAUCUUAAUAAAAUGUCGGUCUUAACUAUAGUUAUCGCCUCCUUGCUAUUCCUUUCAGUUUUAUUUAAUUGUCUCACUUCAAUCAAGAUUUCACAGAUGGAAACGUACGAAGAAUAUGCAUCCACCAAGGUGAUCAACUUUGCUGGAUCCAGUAUGUUCAGAGCAUCAAUCGAAAUUAAUUAAAUAAUGUAAAAUGAAAGCCCAAUGCACAUCACUAGCACAUAAUUGGAAUUCAAAUGA